Molecule: messenger RNA, 1360 nt
Organism: Drosophila hydei
Lineage: Eukaryota; Metazoa; Arthropoda; Insecta; Diptera; Drosophilidae
Exons: 1
Coding region: 112-1236 (374 amino acids)
Molecular function (GO): protein binding
Source: RefSeq, a predicted model, not a curated record
CACAUUCAAAAUCAAUUUGAUUUCAAACUGUUAGCUUGCAAAAUAAAUAUAAAUUUCAUUCGUUAUCGACUUACAAAUUUACUUUGAAGCGUUGUAUUUUCAGUGCUCAGUAUGGCAAAUAGCUCGUAUUCACAGAUUAUGGAAGACAGUAUUAAGCUGCACUUUGAACGAAAUGGCAUACUGGACGAGAUGCGUAGUGGACUGCAUGUGAAGGUGCUGAACAUGAUGCGAGGCGAGAAGGACCUAAGAAAGGAUGAGCCACUCUGUGGGGGCGAUAUGAAGCAGCGGGGCUUGGUGCAGCUGCUCAACUAUCUGGUGGUGGACUAUUUCGCGUGGUACGGCUACAAGCAUACUCUGGAGACGUUCGCCCUUGAAACGGGCGACAAGUGCCAACUGAAGCCGCGUGAGAGGCUGCAGCGAGAGUUUGGCGAAAACUUUGCCCGCAAGGAUCUGCCCAUUCUCUUGCAAAUGGUGAUGAAGCAAACCAAAAAGAUUAAUGAGAAAAACUUGCCCGAGUCGCCAAUACAAGCCAACAUAAGCAGGAAAUACAUUCAAGCCGCACCUAAGGGAAAGGAUAUUCCACCUGAAGGCAGUUCAAACAAUACACCGAAUUUCCCGACAACGCAUGUCAAGCCUAAAGAUAUUCAAGCCGAUGAUAGUGCAGGCAAGGUAAAUGUGCGAGAAGCUAUGAAAGAGUCGACAAAAGUUUUGACGAAUUACUCAUAUGCGAAGCGUGUUAAAAGAUCGUCCCCUACCUUAAGGAAAACGCGACAUAGUUCCGAAUAUGAAUCAAGUUCGCGGUGCACGACUGAGUCCGGUUCGCUCGAAGAAACAUCCGAUGACAGCGAUGCCUUCGCUACAAUACCCAAUAGGUAUUAUUAUCGCGAACAAGAGCUACCCGAACAAACAUAUCCGAACGGUUUUGGGGAGGAAGGUCCCUAUGAGGUUCCCGGUCAAGUGAAUAUGCGCAAACAACUUAGGCCACAAGCCAUUGUCAAGCGAAAGCCCCUGAAAAUUGUUGAAAUGCGGAGCGACGCCGACAAAGAGAUGCCUCAGUGCAGCAAGAAAGAUACUGCUAAAAGAGCUAAUACCAAGAGCUCAGAGCAAACUUCAAAAAGGCGUACAAUAUACAAGUCACUAAUGGCAGUUGGGAAGCCUAACUGCCCCGAAACUAUGGUCGGCACCAUGCAAGAGAGCUCCGACGAUAGUGACGAGGAUACCGAUGACUACCUAUAAAUAAAAUGUCAUAAAAAUUAAUUCCGUUCCAAAAUGCUUACAAAAUUCUUAAGCUGUGAUUUUUACUGUAAAAUAUAUUCUCAUCCAUUGUUGUAAUUAAAGUUCACCGCAGUUUCAGCUAAAA